Pneumocystis carinii B80 is the source of this 1781-nucleotide messenger RNA. RefSeq lists its product as hypothetical. Gene Ontology annotation, biological process: mRNA splicing, via spliceosome. The coding region runs from base 44 to 1735 and encodes 563 amino acids. The record is from RefSeq and is a predicted model, not a curated record. Lineage: Eukaryota; Fungi; Ascomycota; Pneumocystomycetes; Pneumocystales; Pneumocystaceae. Gene Ontology annotation, cellular component: U4/U6 x U5 tri-snRNP complex. The transcript is spliced from 7 exons.
AAGUUUUUUCAACAUCAUCUAUCAAAUCUUCUAAAUCUAUAUAAUGAUUGAUAAAACUCAAAAAAGAUUUUUUGAUGAAACAGAUGAAAAGAAGGCAAAAAGACUUAAAUCAGAUGAAGAUCUUAAACCUGUUUCUAAUAAUCUUACACGAGAAGAAAUUAUUCAAAAAGGAAGAGCAAGUAUUUUAGAAAAGAUUAAUAAAAUGAAAAAAGCACACACUGAAAAAAUGAAUUCUCUUGAUAAAUCUACUGAAAUGAAAUUUCAUACCAUAAAAUCAGAUAUUCAAAAAAGAAUACAAGAACACAAAAAUUUAGUUAGUAAAUCUACAAUAAAAGCACGUAUGCAGGAUAACAGCAUAGAUAAUGACGAAUUUCAAGGAAAAGGAGGACUUUCUGUUGGCGUUCAUCCGUCUUUGUUAGUAGAUACAUCUAAAACUGGAAAUGACAAAAGAAACAAAAUUCGUCCUAAAUUUGCUACAACUAUGGCAAAUCUUCGGACUGUAGCUUCUCAACCACGGCCUAAAAAGCAAAUGGAAAUUUUACGAAGCCCAACAGACGACUUUAUGAAUACAUAUAUGAAUAUCUAUUAUGAUCCUAGAAUGAAAACAAAAAGUAAUUAUAAUCUUUAUCGUUCUAAAGCACAAAAAGCUCUUAUUUUUAAUGAACCUGGAAAAUAUAUUGAACAAGCAAAUGCUCUUAAAGCUCAAGCCAGGUUAGAAGAAUUAAAAAAAAGAAUUGCAGAUAAUGCAAAAAAGGUUGGGUUGGAAGAAGAAUUAGAUGUUGAUAAAGCUCUUUAUAAAGAAGCACCACCAGAUAUUGAAUGGUGGGAUGAAGGUCUCGUAACAAAUAAAUCAUACAAUGAUCUCGAUAUUGGUCUUUCAAAAAUCGAUACUCCAGAUUCAAUUAUUUCUCUUUAUAUUCAACAUCCCAUACCAAUACCACCUCCAUUUGAAAAAAAUCAGCCUCCUCCAAAAGCUCUUAUGUUAACGGAAAAAGAAAGGCGAAAAUCAAGACGUCAAAGAAGGGCAGAAGAUUUAAAAAUGAAACAAGACAAACAACGUUUAGGAUUAGAGGAACCAGAGCCACCUAAAGUAAAACUAUCAAACCUUAUGAGAGUAUUAACAAGUGAAGCAAUUAAAGAUCCAACAAGAGUUGAAGCAAUGGUACGACGUCAGGUUGCAGAAAGAAAAGAAAAGCAUGAACAAGAAAAUAAUAAGAGAAAAUUAACGCCUAAUCAGAAACGUGAAAAACUGAGAAUGAAAAAAGCAGAAAAUGCAUCACGCGGGAUAUACUGUAAUGUUUUCAGAGUCGAAUAUUUAUCUCAUGGACAGCAUAGAUUUAAAAUCGACAAAAAUGCUGAACAACAUGGUCUCACAGGAAUAACAAUAUUGCAUCCAAAAUUCAAUUUGGUUGUGGUUGAAGGGGGUUCAAAAGGCAUUAAGCGUUUCAAAGAUCUGAUGCUUCGUCGCAUUAAUUGGACUGAUGCACCAAUUUCAUCCACAAUCCCAUUUGACAAUCAACUAAUAAAACAAGAUGAGCAUGCAUUAGUAGAUUAUUCUAAAAAUAAAUGCGAAUUAAUUUGGGAAGGAGAAUUGCGUAAUAGGAAUUUUAGAACUUGGAAAUUUAGAAGCUGCUCUGAUGACAAAACAGUAAAAGAUGUCUUAGAAAAAGGGAAAGCCUACCAAUAUUGGAAUAUAGCCAAAUGUAUUAAAGAACAAAAUGAUUUUUUGUCUUAAUUUAUUAACAUGUAAUUUCUAUCUAUAUAGUAUUCACCCUCCCAAA